CAGCCAAAACAAGAAACAAAAAGACAACCCAGUUAGAUAUCCAACAUAUAUUUUGGCUUACACCCAAACUAUCAGCAGAUAUCACUUCAUCAACAACUGGUUUGCACUUUACAGUAAUUCCUCCUCCUCCUCCUUCUUCCUCUCUCUGCAACUACAACAAGAGUUUAACCUCCAUAAAUGGAUUCUCUCAUCUCCAUCUUCCAACACCAAUUCUUUCUCUUCUCAUCAUCAUGCAUUACUCCAAACCCGACAAAACUUCCAACGCUAGCACCAGCGGUGGCAGUUCAUCAGCUACGGGUCGCCACCCGGUUUACAAGGGAGUAAGGCGUCGGAGUAGUGGCAAAUGGGUGUCCGAAAUUAGAGAGCCGAGGAAGCCCAAUAGGAUUUGGCUCGGCACCUUUCCCACUGCCGAAAUGGCCGCUAUUGCUUACGACGUUGCGGCGCUGGCACUAAAAGGCCAAGAUGCUGAACUUAACUUUCCCAACUCGGCUGCUUCUUUGCCUGUACCGGCUUCGACUUCCCCACGUGAUAUCCAGGCGGCUGCGACCUCUGCAGCGACGGCUUUGGGUGCUGCGAACGAUGCUUUAAGAAACAAUUCAAUAGCGCCGCCUGAGAAACCUUCAAUGGCCGAUGAUUUCGUGGAUGAGGAUUUGAUCUUUGAUAUGCCUAAUGUGCUUUCCAAUAUGGCUGAGGGGAUGCUUCUUAGCCCUCCUCGCUUCGACGCCGAUCAGCCACCCGCCAAUAACGGUGGUGAUGAUGAUGAAAACCUCUGGAAAUUCCCUUAAUAAUAAAAAAUAAAAUCAAGCAAGGCAGACAAAAGAGUUGAGUUACUUUCAAGUCCUAGUUGAGACUAGUUUCGACUUGCCCUUUCCCAUAAUAAUAAUUUUCACGAUAUUAUUCAGCAUAAAAAUAAAAAGAAGGGAUCAGUAGGCACCGUUUUUGUACAGGUUUUUGUAUUUAUGGGCGUUGCUGUUUGUGUCAUGUCGCUUGUAAAUGUCUACCCGUCCGUACAAUCUAUGUAUAUGUUUAGAAAUAAUUGUUGGAAAGUUUAACCAUCUUCUACAUAUAGAUGGAGUAUGUAUAAUAUAAAUAUAAAUAUAA
This is a messenger RNA of Gossypium raimondii (Peruvian cotton), 1101 nucleotides long. RefSeq names its product ethylene-responsive transcription factor ERF024. Gene Ontology annotation, molecular function: DNA binding; DNA-binding transcription factor activity. NCBI's taxonomy places the organism in Eukaryota, Viridiplantae, Streptophyta, Magnoliopsida, Malvales, Malvaceae. The record is from RefSeq and is a predicted model, not a curated record. The transcript has a single exon. Bases 231 to 785 code for a protein of 184 amino acids. Gene Ontology annotation, biological process: regulation of DNA-templated transcription.